AUGCUACAAAAGAUAACUUUUAUCGCUAUACUGAUUUUUCUUCAUCCAAGUGUUCAAGUGAAUCUGAACUAUCGACAGUGUUGGGUCUAUAUUCCUGGGAUUUCUCAAGGACCUAUGAUCAUCAAUUGCACAAAUGGAGACAAUAUUUGUGUGCGAAUUUCUGGCGGUGAUAACCUAAACAAUCCAUCCUUUGUGGCAAAGGGAUGCUCGCAGGGUUGGUGCAAUGGAAAGAACAUGUCCAUCGACUAUACCUUACAAAGUGCUGACGGAUUAUCGACAAUGAGUUGUUGUGACACGGAUUUGUGUAAUUCGACACCACAGUUUGCCUUUCCGUUUUUGUCGAUCGUUUUGAUCAGCUUUAUCAGCUUUAUCAAGAAUUCUCUU
This is a messenger RNA of Mesorhabditis belari, 384 nucleotides long. NCBI's taxonomy places the organism in Eukaryota, Metazoa, Nematoda, Chromadorea, Rhabditida, Rhabditidae. The record is from the annotation of a GenBank genome assembly.